Molecule: messenger RNA, 2015 nt
Organism: Cuscuta campestris
Lineage: Eukaryota; Viridiplantae; Streptophyta; Magnoliopsida; Solanales; Convolvulaceae
Source: the annotation of a GenBank genome assembly
AGUAAGUAAAUUACUCCGGGUAGUAAGGAGAGUAUCGCAACUAGGGAGUACUCACCAAGUUUCCUCGCCUUCAAAUCUUCCAAUCGGAUCGGGUCUGUUCUGUGCAUCUCUUUCCUCUUAAUCGGAGAUGGCAACCGCCAUGAUGGAGGACGGCAGUUUCGAGGACGACCAGCUCGCUUCUAUGUCAACUGAAGAUGUUAUUAGGGAUUCGCGGCUGCUCGACAACCAAAUCCGAAUUCAGAAGGAAGAGCUGCAAAGAUCGAAUCUAGAACUGGAUUCGUUCAAGGAGAAGAUCAAGGAGAAUCAGGAGAAAAUCAAACUCAACAAACAGCUUCCUUACUUAGUAGGAAACAUAGUCGAGAUUUUAGAAAUGAACCCUGAGGAAGAUGGUGAGGAGGAUGGAGCAAAUAUUGAUCUCGACUCACAAAGAAAGGGAAAGUGUGUUGUACUAAAAACUUCAACUCGUCAGACUAUCUUCCUGCCUGUCGUUGGUCUUGUUGAUCCCGACAAAUUGAAACCUGGUGAUUUGGUUGGUGUGAACAAAGAUAGCUAUUUGAUCUUGGAUACUUUGCCAUCUGAGUUUGAUUCUCGGGUUAAGGCAAUGGAAGUUGAUGAAAAACCAACAGAGGAUUACAAUGAUAUUGGAGGCCUUGAGAAACAGAUCCAAGAACUAGUCGAGGCAAUUGUUUUGCCUAUGACACACAAAGAGCGAUUUCAGAAAUUAGGAAUUCGCCCACCAAAAGGUGUUCUUCUUUAUGGACCUCCCGGGACUGGAAAAACUUUAAUGGCCCGUGCCUGUGCGGCUCAGACAAAGGCUACUUUUCUCAAGCUAGCAGGUCCCCAACUAGUACAGAUGUUCAUUGGAGAUGGAGCAAAACUUGUUCGUGAUGCUUUCCAGCUUGCUAAGGAAAAGUCCCCUUGCAUUAUUUUCAUUGAUGAGAUUGAUGCUAUCGGCACAAAACGUUUCGAUAGUGAGGUCAGUGGGGAUAGGGAAGUCCAACGAACUAUGUUAGAACUAUUGAAUCAGCUUGACGGGUUUAGCAGUGAUGAUAGAAUAAAGGUGAUAGCAGCAACAAAUCGGGCUGAUAUUUUAGAUCCGGCUUUGAUGAGGUCUGGCCGAUUGGACCGUAAGAUUGAGUUUCCUCAUCCUACAGAGGAAGCCAGGGCUCGGAUAUUGCAGAUCCACUCUAGGAAGAUGAAUGUUAACCCAGAUGUCAACUUUGAAGAGCUGGCUCGAUCCACAGAUGACUUCAAUGGCGCACAGCUCAAAGCUGUUUGUGUCGAGGCAGGCAUGCUAGCACUCCGUCGUGAUGCCACCGAGGUUACCCAUGAAGAUUUCAACGAAGGCAUUAUCCAAGUGCAGGCCAAGAAGAAGGCUAGCUUGAAUUAUUAUGCUUAGUGAAACAACUGAACGAUGGUUAGAGAUUUCUCGACGAUCUUUCUUAAUGAACUAUUCUGCCUUUUUUGAUGUUCACUGAAGUGGUUUCUCCUUCUGUUUGACACUGAUUUAAAUUUUUUGUUCUCUACUGGGUUGUUUUUUGUUGAAAUACUAACAUGGCACUUUUUUUUUUCCUGCUGGUAAAUUAAGGGAUAAUGGUAUUAGAAUGUGCAUCCAAGAAUUGCCAAAUCAGGCAAUUAUUUAUGCUUUAAAGUUUAAAGUAGUGUUUUUAUUGGAUACAUUUUGGCCACCAAUUUGAUAAAAAUUUGUAUUAUAUAUUAGUGUAAAAUGAUUUUUAUGGAGUAUUAAAUUUAUUUUGCAGAAAAUUAUUACAAAUAUAUUUUAUUGUAUUAAAAUGCAAUCUAAAUUUAUCAUAAUUGAUGAUUAAAGUUUGUUUAAUUUGACUUGAAAAAAAGGUGGACAGGUGUUUUAGGACUGAUUAAGAAGUUGCAUUAAUCUGUGGAAAAUGCUGCAGGCAAGUUUGCGUGUUCAUGAUGUGAGAAUUGUUGUUCAAAGCAUGAUAUCUGCCUGUUCAAUAAAAUAUACCCUGUUUAAAAAAUAUAAUUUGGGGGAUUUA